AAGUACGACUUCAGCUAUGCCGUGAAGGACGACUACUCCGGCAACGACUUCGGUCACCAGGAGGCCCGUGAUGGCUAUGACACCCAGGGAUCCUACUACGUCCUCCUUCCCGACGGUCGUCUGCAGAAGGUCGCCUACACUGUCAACGGCGACUCCGGUUACGUGGCUGAGGUCAGCUACGAGGGUGAGGCCCAGUACCCCGAGUACAAGCCAGCUCCUUACCAUCCUGAACCUACCUACAAGCCAGCUCCUUACCAUCCUGAACCUGCCUACAAGCCAGCUCCUUACCAUCCUGAACCUGCCUACAAGCCUGCCCCUGUCUACGAACCUGCUCCUGCCUACAAGCCCGCUCCCACCUACGAACCAGCCCCGACCUAUGCCUAAGUGAAACAAAAUUGGAUAUAUCUGUGAUGAAUAUUUAUUAAACGAA
Penaeus vannamei (Pacific white shrimp) is the source of this 430-nucleotide messenger RNA. Its product is annotated as cuticle protein 7-like. Gene Ontology annotation, cellular component: extracellular matrix. The record is from RefSeq and is a predicted model, not a curated record. Lineage: Eukaryota; Metazoa; Arthropoda; Malacostraca; Decapoda; Penaeidae.